GUUGCUAAGCAACCAGUAUCAACAUUCGCCUGUAGGAGAAGGGGGGAUUGUGUGCGGAAUUAUUUUUAGCCUUUCUCGGCUCGUGUGAUGGAGGAAACAGAAUUUGAAGGAGACGACCGUUUUGAGUCGUUGGAGGAGUUUCAGGUUGUCCUCAGUGAGCUGUCCAGUGACAGCAGCCUGGACAGGAUCAGGGCGGAGUACGAGAAACUCGUCCAUGCUCUGAAGAAGUCGCGGGAGAAUGAAAAGAGGCUGAUGUCGAAAUGCAGGGAGCUGAACGCAGAGAUCGCGUCGACAUCAACCAAAGUGGCAACUGCCCUGAAACUGUCCCAGGAAGAUGAGAUGACAAUAACGUCACUCAAGAGGGAGUUGGAUAAGGUUUGGAAGCUGAUUGAUGCAGCUCAUGAUAAAGAGAGAAAGGACCAGGAAACAAUCAAGGAUUUAAAAGAAGACGUUUUCAAGCUCACAAAGGCAACUGAGCAAAAAACCGGACAUCAGCAGGACGAAGAACGAAUGGAUUUAAUUAAAAUGAUUGAAGAGUUGACUAAGGAGAGAGACCAGCUGACAAAUGCGGCGGCGGACCUAAGAGAGAAACUAAACAAGGCGACUGUAACUCAGCAAGACAUAGAGGCUCAAAAAGAGACAGCCGUAGAGAAGAUCUUGAAGCUUCAGCAGGAGCUCCAGGUGCAACAGAACGAGCUCUCCAGAGAGACGAGACUGAAGGAGAAGCUCGACAAGGAGAUCCAGCAGCUGCACACCGACAUGGAGGCCAAGAUGGCCGAAAUCAAAGCUCUGACCACGCAGGGACAGAAGGCCAGAGAGGAGCAGCAGAGACUGGAGCAGCAGCUCAGAGAUCUAAAGGUAUUGCAUGAGCGCUUGACCAAAGAACUGGAGCAGAUUCAGGCGAAGAGCAGCAAACUGCAGCAGGAAUGUGAACGUCUCUUGGCCGCCAGGGAACAGCUCUCUGUGGAGAAUCAUCUGAAGGCAAACGAACUGAAGAUAAGAGAGGAGGAGCUGAGUCACAUGCGUCAGGAGGUCGCCAAACAGACCAAGAUGAGAGAAGCCAUCCAGAAGAAGUACCACCACAUGGAGGACCAGAAAGCUGAACUCGACCGACAGAGGGAGACGCUGAAAGCUCAGAUUGCUGGCCUGGAAAAAGAUCUUGAAUCUUCCCGGAAGCAAGUGGAAGUCGACAAAAAAGCCAAGGAGGAGCUGAUCCGAGAGAGGGCCAAUCUGCACAAGAACAUGACCAAAGCCGUGCAGUCGGCUGAGAAGCAGCAGGACCUCAUGAAGCUUCUGGAGCAGGACAAGAGAACCUUGGAGCACGAGAUCUCCGGGUACCGGCAGGAGGCGCAGAAGCAGCGGAAGAUCAUCCAGCAGCUGGAGAAGGAGCGGGACCGCUACGUCAACGAGAGCAGCAGCCUUAUGCAGAAGGUGCAACAGAAGCUCACUGUUGUCGAAGACAAAGAGAUGGAGAUAUUUGAUUGGAAAAAGAAAGCUACAGAGUCGGAGUGUAAACUCAAACAGCAGGAGAACCUGCUGGAGUCGAUCAUAGCGGAGAGGAAUCUAUACAGCAAAAACCUCAUCGAGUCUCAGGAGGAGAUUUCUGAAAUGAAGAGGAAAAUAAAGACUAUGAGCAACCAAGUUGCCCGGCUUAAAGACGACAUCUCUGAGAAGGAGCAGGAACUGGUCAGAGAUCAGCAGGAGCAGAAGAGGCUGGAGAAGGAGAACGAAGCCUAUAAGGGGGAUCUACAGGCAAUAAAACUGCAGCUGGAGGAAACGAAGCAGCUUAUUGACAGCCAGAGGACAGAACAGCAAAAACUGCAGAUGACAAUCACCAGCAUGGAGGAAGACCGAGUCCAGGAGCAGAAGCAGCUGCAGCAGGUGAUCCGAGAGCGGGACAGCCUCGGCAAGCAGCUGCUGCAGCGGAGUGAUGAGCGCGCUCUCCUGCUUGAGAAGAUCCGGAUUCAGCAGUCCAUCCUCGGCAAGGGGGACUUCCACUACAAGCAGAGGCUGGAGGACAUCCAGCUGCUGAAGCUGGAGAUCAAGAGGCUGCGCCGCAGCAACGACAUCCAGGACAGGACCUUACCCAACACAGAGGAGCUGAGGACGGAGCAGCUCCGCCUGCAGACGGAGCUGCUCAGAGAGAGAACCAGGAACAGUGUUCUGGAGGACCAGCUCAAGCCCAUAAAUAUUCACCGAUGGAGGCAACUGGAGGGCAGCGACCCGGGAAAGUAUCAGCUCAUCCAGAAGAUUCAGGCCCUGCAGAAGCGACUGAUUGCUAAAACCCAGGAGCUGGAGGAACGGGGACUGCUGCUGCAGGAAAAGGAGAAGCUGUAUGUGGAACUGAAGCAGGUUCUUGCCCGACGGCCCGGUCCCGAGGCAGCCAUGCAGCUCCAGCAGUACCGCUGGACCAUCGGGGACCGGACCAAAAAGCUGCAGGCUCUGAUGGCAGAGCUGAGGACGGUCGACUCAAAGAUGAACGAAUACAAACGGGAGAAUCAAAGACUGAGCGGCGAGCUGGCAAAUAUGAAGAAGAAGUAUCUGAGUCAGAAAAGGCGUCGUAGUGAGCAGAGAAGCAGGACCACGGCGCAGGAACAGGAAGCUCUGCCCCAGCUGAGCAGCACGCCUCGCUUCGCCAGAGCGGCCUUCAGGGUUUACAACCCGGUCAAACUCUGACGCCCGCCGUCUGCAUUUUCGUUACAAACGUGCGCAAAUCUUUGUUUAUAUUCUGCUAAUGUUGAAAAAACACAACUUUGCAAUUGC
Messenger RNA from Poecilia latipinna (sailfin molly), 2763 nucleotides. RefSeq names its product cilia and flagella associated protein 58 (gene cfap58). Gene Ontology annotation, cellular component: cytoskeleton. The record is from RefSeq and is a predicted model, not a curated record. NCBI's taxonomy places the organism in Eukaryota, Metazoa, Chordata, Actinopteri, Cyprinodontiformes, Poeciliidae. The coding region runs from base 88 to 2676 and encodes 862 amino acids. The transcript has 18 exons.